AUCCCGUUAUUUGUUUAUAUCAACUCUCGUGCUGAAAAAAAAAAAAAAAAUUCGCCGAUCGUUUUCCCUUUUCCUUGUUUUCGAAGGAAAGGGAGUCUGCGAAGUGCGAGUUGAUUCCUUGGGAUUAAUUAAAUUAUGGAUAACUAUUAUUAUCAUCAGCUUGCAUCAUGUCCUUCUUACAGGGAUUCACUGAAUGUUCUUGAGGUUGAUAUACAGUUUGCUAAUAUGCUGGCAAAUUCUAUUCCAAGGGAUAAAAGUGGAGCGUGUCUUCAAAUGGAGUUAGGUUACAGUGACAUGGCAUACAUUUUAUCAUUUUUACUCCAAUGGAUCGAUUUCCCAUGUUCAUGUUUCCUUCAAACAUGUGUAAAUUUCUGUUACGUGGUUGUACACAAGGUCUUGCCAGAUGAGAAACCAAAGCUUACUUCACUUGGGAGAAAGGCAACCAUUAGAGAGUUCUACGAUGUGAUAUUGCCAUCUCUCAAACGUCUACGAACAAAUCCAUUGGAGAUGGAAGAGAAUGAAGAGAAUAUUCAACCUUUUGGAACAAAUUCCAGAAAGAAAAUACAAAAAAAUAACGAUGUUGAUAUGGAAAGAGAAGACGAAUGUGGUAUAUGCUUAGAGCCAUGCACCAAAAUGGUUUUGCCAAACUGUUGUCAUGCAAUGUGCAUCAAUUGCUACCAUGAUUGGAACAUGAGGUCAGUAUCUUGCCCUUUUUGUCGUGGUAGCUUGAAGAGAGUGAACUCGGAGGACUUAUGGGUUCUCCCAUGUACAGGAGAUGUGGUUGACCAAAAAACUUUGUCAAAGGAGGACAAAAAAAGGUUCUAUAAUUACAUUAAUAAGCUGCCUAAAGAUGUCCCAGAUGUUGUGUUCUUGGUAUACAAUGACUACUUAUUUUAAUCUGAAUUGAUAAAAUGUGGUUAGCUUUUUCUUGUAUAUUUGUAAUUUUAAAAUGGUGUACAUUCUUAGUGUAGAACUUAACCAUCGUUUCCAAUAGAGAUUGUGUUCUCUGAAGCUUCCAGUAUGUUUUUACUCUUAGUUGCAGGAAAUUGUCUUCUUUUGACUUUUGAAAGUCAAUCCUAGCAAUUUUUAAAUCCAAAUUAGAUGUGAAAACUGCGUUUGGAUCCAUAUUUUUUUUCUUCAGUCUGGUUCUUGUUAUAUUCUAUGAAACAUUCAAAUUUCAUCAUGGGAUCUAAAUAUAGUCAUAUUAAUUCUCAAGUUAAAAGCAGUUCUGUUUGACCUCCAAAGUCAAGAACAGACACUUAUUCUGAAACGGAU
Molecule: messenger RNA, 1275 nt
Organism: Lactuca saligna
Lineage: Eukaryota; Viridiplantae; Streptophyta; Magnoliopsida; Asterales; Asteraceae
Source: the annotation of a GenBank genome assembly